UCCCUCCCUCUGCCCCCUUCCCUUCCGUCCCGACCCCGCCUCUUUCCGUUUCCAUUUCCCUCGCAAACGCGCCCCAAAAUCUCCUGCCUAGGGUUUGCUCCUCCGGCGCCGCUAGAUCCGGACCCCCGAUGGAGGAGACGCUCGCUUCCCUCCGCCGCCCGAAGCGCGGGCGCCCGCCGAAGCCGCGGGAGGAGGACCACGCGGACUUCGAGGAGGAGGCCGACGCGGAAGCGCUCGCGCCGCCGCAGUCCAAGAGAAAGCGCGCCGCCUCGGCCACCGCGGCGGCGGCUCUGGAGGACCAGCCACUCAUCGAUAUUAUCAAACACAAUGGCAGGCUGAUCAGCCAUGCUGUCAAAAAGUUGGUUGAGGAUUAUGAAUCAAACAAAAAUUCGGUGACGUUUCAAAUAUUAGCCAUGCUAUUUGAGGCUUGUGGUGCCAAGCAUGAGAUUUAUCCAGACUACCUUCAUGAGUCAGAUGUGGAUGACAUUGUAUUGUCCCUUGUUGAACUAGCCCGAAAAGGUCUGGUGGAAGAUAAUUAUAGCACAAAACAGAAGGACCUUAAACACUUCAAGGAGAACCUGGUUUCUUUUUGGGAUAGCUUAGUCCUUGAAUGUCAGAAUGGCCCACUGUUUGAUGAUACCUUAUUCCAAAAGAUCAAGGAUUAUGUGGUUGCUUUAUCAUGUACUCCUCCAAGAGUAUAUCGUCAAGUAGCUUCAUUGGUUGGGCUCCAGCUUGUAACAUCAUUCAUAUCUGUUGCUAAGACUCUUAGUGGACAACGCGAGACUACUCAGAGGCAAUUGAAUGCAGAGAAGAAGAAGCAGAGUGAUGGACCACUUGUUGAAUCUCUCAACAACAGAUUAGCUCUUACUCAUGAAAACAUUACAUACUUGGAGGAAUUGAUGCGGAAGAUAUUCAGUGGGUUAUUCAUGCACCGUUAUCGUGAUGUUGAUCCUGAGAUCCGGAUGUCAUGUAUCAAGUCCCUUGGUAUUUGGGUUGUCUCAUAUCCAUCACUUUUUUUGCAAGAUAUAUAUCUGAAGUAUCUUGGGUGGACACUAAAUGACAAGAAUGCUGGAGUUAGAAGGACUUCCAUUCUUGCCUUGCAAAGUCUGUAUGAAGUGGAUGAGAACAUACCUUCCCUUGGUCUCUUUACUGAGAGGUUUUACGCCAGGAUGAUCCAGCUUGCUGAUGAUAUUGAUGUUUCAGUAGCUGUGUCAGCUAUAGGACUCAUCAAGCAAUUACUGAGGCAUCAGUUGUUGAGUGAUGAUGAUUUGGGCCCACUAUAUGAUUUGCUUAUUGAUGAGCCUCCAAUGAUCAGGCGUGCGAUAGGUGAAUUAGUAUAUGAUCACCUAAUAGCGCAAAACAUCAAGACAUCUCAGCCCGGAGCUAGAGAUGGGGAAAAUGAACCCUCUGAGGUUCAUAUUGGCCGAAUGCUGCAAAUCCUUAGAGAAUUUUCAGAUGACCCGGUCCUUAGUUCAUAUGUCAUUGAUGAUAUUUGGGAUGACAUGAAGGCCAUGAGAGACUGGAGGUGUAUGAUCUCUGUGCUUCUCGAUGAAAAUCCAGGAAUUGAGCUUACUGAUAUGGAUGGAACAAACCUAGUUCGAAUGCUGCACGCCUCUGCAAAGAAGGCUGUUGGGGAAAGAAUAAUUCCUGCAAUGGACAACAGAAAGUUGUACUAUAAUAAAGGCCAAAAGGAAACAUUGGAAAAUAGCAAGCGUGAAAUAACAAGUGCCUUGUUGACGAGGUAUCCACAUCUUUUGAGAAAGUACAUGUCUGACAAAGCUAAGAUAUCACCCCUAGUUGAUAUGAUGGUCCUUUUGAAACUUGAGAUGUAUUCAUUCAAGAGACAAGAGAAGCAUUUCAAGGCAGCUAUAGAUCUCAUCACUGAUGCCUUCUUCAAACAUGGCGAGAAGGAUGCGCUGAGAUCUUGCAUCAAGGCAAUUACUUUCUGUUGCACUGAGUGCCAGGCUGAUCUUAAAGACUAUGCUGAAAAUAAACUUAAGAAUCUUGAGGAUGAGUUGGUUUUGAAAGUCAAAACUGCAAUCAAGGAAGUAGAGGCUGGUGAUGAUGAAUACUCCCUCUUGGUUAAUUUGAAGCGGCUUUAUGAACUUCAGCUGUCAAAACCUGUUAAAAAUGAUAGUUUAUUUGAGGAUAUGUACCGAAUCCUCAGUCAUCUAAGAGAUAUGGACAAUGAGGUGAAGAGCUUUCUGCUCCUCAAUAUGUACCUUCAGGUAGCAUGGUGCCUUCAUGCGAUUGAUGGUGAAAACCCAUCUGAAACAUCUAUUGAUGAACUUUUAUCCAAGCAAAGCUCACUUUUCGAUCAACUAUAUUAUUAUUUGGUGGUCCUGCCUACUUAUCAAAAAGAGGGGAGGAGCACCACUGUACUCUCUUGCAGAGUCUGCAUCAUUACUGCAGAAAUGUGGUGCAUGUUUAAAAAGUCCAAAUAUUCUUCGACAAGACUAGAGAGUUUGGGUUAUCUCCCACAAGUAGAUAUGGUUCAGAAGUUCUGGAAAUUCUGUGAACAACAGCUCAAUAUAUCAGAUGAAACAGAAGAUGAAGAUGCAAAUGAAGAAUAUAUUGAAGAUACAAACAGGGAUGCUGUCAUGAUUGCAGCUGCAAAGCUAGUGCUUGCUGAUACAGUACCAAAGGACUACCUUGGUCCCGAGAUUGUUUCUCACUAUGCAUCUCAUGGAGCAAGUACAACUGAGAUAAUCAAGCAUCUAAUUACCUCUCUAAAGAAAAAGGCAGACUUCGAUAUGGGAGCUCUGUUUUUUGAGGCAUUGAAAAGGGCAUAUGAACGGUACAUGACCCAUGUUAAUGAUGGAGAAAACCAAACCCUGACUGGCAAGUCUUAUUCGGAAUGUCAAGAUCUUGCUAGUCGGCUGGCAGGGUCCUACAUUGGUGCAGCCCGCACUAAAAACAAGUCUGAGAUAUUGAAGAUUAUCCAAGAUGGUGUUUCUUUUGCCUUUGCAGACCUUCCAAAUCAGUUGUCAUUCCUUGAGGCAGCUCUUCUGCCAUUUGUUUCUAAACUUCCAUCGGCAGAUAUACCAGACAUCUUGGCAGAUGUAGAGAAGAGGACUCAAGAUGCAAAUAUGGAUGGAGAUCAAAGUGCUUGGCGCCCAUAUUUUACAUUUGUGGAGCACCUACGUGAAAAACAUGCGAAGAAUGAGGUUUUGCACGAGGAGGAAAAACCUGUGAAGCGACGGGGCCGACCGAGAAAGGUUAGAGAUGUACCAAACGUACCAGCUGUACGUGGGAAGAAACUCUUUGAAGAUGAUGGGCACAACUCUAGCGACGAAGAGUCUAUCAGUGGCUCUGACCAUCAUGGCCAUGGUGAAGAUGAAGACAGCGACGACGAUGCAAAUCAGCCCCUGAUCAACACGAUCAGGUCUUCUGCCGCUAAGCUACGAUCACUGAAGGUGUCUCAACAGGGAACAAGCAGCCGCAAAGGGGCUCCUAGGCCGUCAGGAAGCAAUAGCUGAGAGGGUGCAGCAGCGUAGCAGUCACGUUGAAACUCAGCCUUGAACGACUUGAUGAGGGCAUCAGACCACAAGGAGUUGCAGUCUUCAUGUGCCGGUUAACUGCUUGAUUUAUAGACAUCUAGGUCUUGUAGAUGAUUGUACUUAGGUGCUCACUCGCUCUGUACACCACGUGUCAUGUGUCGACGCGUUAGGUCAUGGACUCGUGUACAUGUUUUUGUUCCUUGGUAUGCUAGCAUCUGGCUGGUGCUUGUGCUAGAUCAUUACAGAUUUUGUAUCUAGUCAUGGUAUAGUAGCUCUGGUUGCCAUGCCGAUUUGACGAUCAGAUGAUUUAACGUGAUGGUUCCUCGGGUGUCUGAAUUUUGUUGCA
Messenger RNA from Panicum hallii, 3846 nucleotides. Its product is annotated as sister-chromatid cohesion protein 3. The record is from RefSeq and is a predicted model, not a curated record. The coding region runs from base 129 to 3479 and encodes 1116 amino acids. The transcript is spliced from 22 exons. Gene Ontology annotation, cellular component: chromatin; cohesin complex; nucleus. Gene Ontology annotation, biological process: sister chromatid cohesion. NCBI's taxonomy places the organism in Eukaryota, Viridiplantae, Streptophyta, Magnoliopsida, Poales, Poaceae. Gene Ontology annotation, molecular function: chromatin binding.